CACUGUGUUCCCAGGCAUUCUUCCUUCACUCUGCUCUCCUAGCCUUUACACUGGGAAGGAGUACCUAGAAAGGAUACUGGAUUAUACACCACUUGAUACACAUACACAUUCACUCCGAGAGUGUGCCUAAUCCUUGGAACUGGAUUUAUAAACAGUCUGAUAUAUAAUACUUUUGGAACACUUAAUCAUCACAAGGAUUGUUUUUGAUCUGUCCCUGUCCGGCUAAGUACAGUUUAUGUUGAGCCGAGGUCAAAUGUGCAAAGAGCAGCAUCUCGUCGCCAGCAUGUUAUUGACAUCUGCCACAUCGCCACCCACAUGAGCUGUUUUGAGGAGAAUGAAGGCGCGUGCCCCACCUCCGCCGCUGGCUCCCCAACCUGCCCCACGCCACAUCUUCAGAAACACUGUACCUGAUGGAGGAGGGACAUCAGGCAUGGACGCCAAGGAGAACAUGCUGAGGCCCACUGUGGAUUUACAGCUAACCCUACCACAGGGAUAUCAGACCUCUGUAACUGAGGAUGGCAGUAAGGCGCUGAUGGACCUGCUGGUCGAGCUGUGUAGCCGCUACCACCUGAAUCCUGCACUGCACACCCUGGAUCUGCUGUCACCCGAGGGCCACAGUUUGGGGUUCAAGCCCAACGCGCUGCUGGGCUCCCUCAACGUGGCCUGUGUCCUCAUCAAGGAGAAAGUUUGGGAGGAGAAAGUGGUGCGCAGACCGGCGCCCAAAGUGCCAGAGGAGGCAAGGCCAGUGAAACCUGUAAGGGCCCAUGCUAAGAAAACAGUACGUUUGAUGGUGAACUACCACGGCAGCCAGAAGGCAGUGGUACGCGUCAACCCCUUGGUACCACUCCAGACUCUGAUACCUGUCAUCUGUGACAAGUGUGAAUUUGAGCCUGCACAUGUCCUGCUCCUGAAGGACAGCGUCAGCCGCCACGAAUUAUCACUGGACAAAUCUCUGACAGAGCUGGGGAUCAAGGAGCUCUAUGUACACAAUCAGAGUCUAGUUCUCCAGCCUAAAAUGGCUUCUGCCCCAGCUCUUACCUACUCAGACUCCAUUUGCUCCAGCACUGCCAGUUUGGGCAGGGCAGAGAAGAAAGGCCUGCUGGGUAUCUUCCAGUUCAGCAGGAGGAAAGUCAAGACAGAGACAACAUCUAUGGACAUGGAUGACUGUGAUGAUAAAGUCAUCCUAAAUACAAACACAGAAUCCAAUGGUCUGUCCACAGGUGUCUCCAGCAUAGAAGAUCGGCCCAGCACCUUGGGCCAGUCUCAGUCCGUCAUGAACUUACCCAGGAUGUCUCCCAAGGCUGAGGCCAAGAAGAGGAGAGCCCCAGCACUUCCCGGGGCUCCAACACCCACCAUGGGAAACACUAGCAUUGAGGGCUAUCAGAUGGGCCUUGGCUCAGAAAGCCAGCAGAGGAAAAGAAAGGCUCCAGCCCCUCCUCCCAAUACCCCAGGGCCAGACGACAUGUCAACCUCUGGCGCUCCCACCCCGGAUAGCCACGCAACCGAAAUACCUACCCCAGCCUUCCGCACCAAGGUGGCACAGUCAACCACUGCCUCUGCUUCCACUGUGGUAACUCACACAACUAAACCAGUCCCCUUGAAAACAGCAGUACAACCGCCAUCUGUGUGCGCUGCCACAGCAACCUCCAGCUCCCCGACCCGAAGCAGCAGCACUGCCGACAGCCUCGCGGUCCAGGAUUCCAGCUCUGAACUCAGCCACAGCCUCGAUGACUCAGACGCUGACCUAGACCAAACUGAUUCCCACUGCAGCAGCCUCACCAGCAGCACAGUGAGCGGGUCUGUGCGGGUCCAGCCCGCUACUAAAAGCUCCAGAAUCAGGGUGAAAGAAUCAGAAGAUGCCAGCAGCAUGCCUGCCAAAUUAGAUCAAGAGGCGACAUCAGCUAGCAGCUCCAGGUCGGAGACUGAGUCGGCCCUAAACCUGAAACUGGAUGAAGUUGAGAACAACAGACACAGCGCAAUGGGAGCCAGUGAUCGACCAGCGCCACCCAAACCUCGUCGUUCCCCGGCCCGGGAGCCACCACAGCUUGUCCUAUCCCUUACCCCGUUCUCCCCUCCCCUUGAGCCCACAGAAAGCAACUCCCCACAGAGCCCCACGGAGGCGGAGGAAGCAGCUCCCCAGUCUUGGCUUCACUCCAUGCGGUGCUCCACAGCCAGUGGCCAGAAACCAGAAACUGGAACACCCGAGGAGGAGACCAUGUCCUUGGGCAGCAGCAGUGGUGGCAGCAGCCUGCCCGACCAGGGUUACGCCGCCUCUGAGGGUAUGGCAGAGGGCGAGGACUCAGGCAUGGUUAGCUCUCCAUCGGACGCCCAUCCCACAUCCCCAGAUGGGAGUUUGUCCCUAGAUGGAAUUAGAGGAGGCGGAGGAGAGAGACUGCUGCGACCAGUGCGGGACAAUUCCAGUGACAGCGAUGAGGGAUGUGCUACCUGGGGAUCAAGACACAGACAUGAUGACAUCAACCCACAGGCAAAGUUAGGCAGGUUAAAAGGCUAUGCAGAUGACCCGGAGCUCACAGCUCAGCUCCAUCAGACGUUGGCAGAUUUUGAAGCAAACCUUGAAGACCACAUAGAUAUGGUCUCAGCAAAGGAGACUCCCUAUACCAUGUCCACAGACAGUAACGAGGUGCCGGUGUCUGUAGUAGACAUGGAUGUGCCAGUCACAGCCAUAGAUGAAGUACUGGAGGACUAUGAACGUAACAUUGUAGAAAAAGAGGCAAAGUCACUAACCAGGACUGAGUCCACUGGCAGCAAAGGUCCUGUCUUUUGUCACCAGUCCAAUGUGGAGCCACAGAACAAAAACAACAAUGCUUGUACAGCAGCUGAAAGUAAGAAAAAGAGCAGUGCAAAUAAUAAGCAGCCCUCUCAACCUGAGCAGCAUCUGGAGAAAAGGUCUAUCGGUGAUAAAAAGACAGAAAAAAUACUAGAGACAAAGAUUAAAGAAAUAAGUAUCACUGAUACCAACAGUGCGAAAGAGGAUACACAAAGAACACCAGCAGUGAAACCUUACAGUGACAUGCAGAAACACAGAAAGAGCACUGACAUCAAACCUGAUCAUGUGAAAAGUAACGCUCAAUCUUUUCAAGAGAAGAAACCUGUUCUUCCAUCAACCAGUCAUAGAUCAGUAUCUACAGAAGGAGAUGAAGAGAUGCACAGUGUUUACCAAAAUAGUUCCAGCUCGAAGACUUCACAAGGUAAAAUCACUCGCAAUGUCACAUCACGCUUCGGAAUGAAAACUUUCACCGUGGUCCCUCCCAAACCCGCCAUCAUGCAUGCUGCUACGGGAGAGCCAACUUCCAAAACUGUUGGUGCCAUUAAGAUUGACGAUCAAGGAAAUAUGGUAAAAGUGGGGAUGUCCCGGAACAAAGCUGAUAGUUCAUCAGAGUCAGGAAUUAAUUAUAGCGAGGGGACUCCUCUUCUUGGAAAAGCCAAAGCUUUUUGGAGCUCAAAUGAAAGACAAGAAAGUGCUGUGCCCCACGGCAAAGAUCUCAUUGAUAAGGCAAGCACAGAUGCCCUGAAAAGUACUACCACUGCAGUCGCAGAAACUACAUUGAAGGCCAGUAAUACUGAGGACCUGAAAAUGAAGCAAACUUCACUUAAUAAACCUGCAGAGAGAUCCCUGCCUGAAAAGAUGCUUAAAGAAAAAGCUAAAGAACUAGUAAAAGAUAUCAAAGUUGCAAAAGAGGAGCUGGUAGAGGUAGAGAGCAAGAUUUCAGUGUCCCACAAUGUUAAGGAGCCAAGUAAUAAACCUACCCUUCCCCCUCCUAUCCUGCCAGACUUGAAGAGAGACCUGUCCUUCCUCAAAACAUCCAGGCGAACCUCAAGCCAAUACGUGGCUUCUGCCAUCACUAAAUACACCCCAAAGACCUCAGCUAAGACCAGCUCCAUCCCUAACGUUCCUGACUCUGCUUCGUUAAAAGCCAUCGGUUUCCAAAGAUCAGGUCGGUCCAUACAAGUGAAUCCACACCAAUCUUCCCAGUCAUCUUUUUCAGAUAAUAAGGAGAAUGAAUCUAGUUCUAAAUCCAACCUUCCUGGUCCUAAGAGGUCGAUGAGCUACCCAGAGUAUGUGUCAGAUAGCCCGAGAGAUUAUGUAGAAGUGAGACCGGACAGAGGAGGAUUUAGAAGUUGUGUUGGAUCCACCAAUGGAAGCUCUAAUAUGCUGGAAACAGAAACAGCCAAGAAUAAGCACAUGCACUCUAGUGGCCCCACCCAAAUAAAUAUGACCGCCAAUCAUGACGGAGAUAAUAUUAAACAUAUUCGGCCUAGAAGCCCCAGCCCUGUACAAAGCCAUCCUCUACACUCAUCUGCCAAACCAACCACAGCUCCCAAGACUGUAUCUCAAGGUCAGACAAGUAACACGAGAGACAUGAUGAAGGCUGCCACCCAUCUAACACCUGAUGCAAAACCACAACCUUCUAUCACAGUGUCAGACAGUGGUGUGGCCCCUGGGCCUCCAUCAGUGACACUGUUUGGGCCAGUUAAAAAGUUCAGACCAGUGAUCUGUAAAUCUGUUGACAAAGAGACGUCUCUACACAGUAGCCUGAUGGAGGCAAUCCAGACAGGCGGAGGCAGGGACGGGCUCAGGAAGAUAACCACUACUGGUCCCAGCAGCAUGAAGAAAGCAUCUUAUGUUGAGGAGGAGAAUGAGAGGUCUGCUCUUCUGGCUGCCAUUAGAGCUCAGAGCAACUCCGGAAGGCUGAGGACGACCAAAUCUGAGGCUGCUGAUGAGCUUGAGAAGUUCAGGAAGGCGGCUUCUGAGGAGGAGAGAAGUGCAGGCCCUCCCUCCUCACCCUCUCCCCGCUCUUUGAGUUGCACCCCUAUCUUUACCCCACCACCACCGCCACCAGCACCUAUGAUUGUACCUCCACCUACUCCUCCUGUCUUGCCCCAGGGCAAGUCUAACACUGUGGCACAUCCAAGUGCUAAAGCUGCCAUGAACCCUGCCUUGGCCCGGGAGGCUAUGCUGGAGGCCAUUCGCUCUGGAUCUGCUGCUGAGAGGCUAAAAAAGGUCACUGUGCCCACAAAGACAGUCCAAGUGAAUGGCAGGCUGGGAACAAUCCACAACACCUCCCCCAGCAAUAAGAUGGGAAGCUCACAUCACCGCAACAAGGAAUAAUUUAUCUUUUUUUGUUGUUGUUGCCAUUGUGCUUUCACAACAGACAUUUGGAAAACUGUAUUUAGUCACAUUUUGAGGGAAUGUUAUUUGAAAGUUUUGCCUAACUUAUACGUGACGCAAAUUACGAAGAAUGAAAUAAGAAUAAAGAAUGGUUUCUACAUGCUAUCUAGAUUACAUUAUUCACCUUGAUAGGGUGUCACAGCUCGGACUUCCAGUCUGGGACCUUAUGCUUAAACUAAUGCACUAAUGCUUAAAGAAUUGCGUAUUAAAGGGAAUCACUGAAACAUUUCAAGGGGGAAUGUUGCUCUCGUAGUAGCCAAACACCAGUAACAUCUGACUGAUAAAGGUGUCAGAAGUGAAAGGUUUGCUGUUAAUUCAACUCAUAAUAUCAAAUCUCCCAGCUGGCUUCUUCUAACAAUACUUGCUGGAAAAAAUGUCCAUCUUUAUAACAUAUCACUGUUCCUAAACAUAUCUUGCCAUCUGUACUUGAAUUCAGUAGUUUUAACUGGAACAUUGUACAAAAUGUGUGCCAAUGAAAGCAAAUGUAAAUGGUUUAUGCUACUUUCAGAUCUUUUUUUGUGUUGUUGUUCUUGUUCCUAUCCCUUUUUACCACAGUUAAGUUAUGGUUGCCUUAUACUGUUGCUCAGUCAGUAUUUAUGUAUAUGAUGUUUGAUGUAAAAAGUCUAUGUGGGGUGCAUUAAGUUGGAUCUGAUGAUGUUUCCACAUUUGGACUAAUUAAUAUUUGUUUAAAAUUAUAACUGAGAACUUAAGUACACUUAUGAAAACAAUGGACAGAUCCAUUGACAUUGUUUGAUUUUUUGUGUCUAUUAUUUUAUCCAGAUCUGGUCCAUAAUGCCAACUUUUGCAAUUCUUGGCCCUGAGGAGGAGUAAGAUGGUGGAGACUAGUGCCUGUUAGCUCAGUGUGCUCCUGUUUUAGUUGACCUUCAUUUGUGCUGCUGUUUAAAACCUAAAGACAUUGUCACACAUGGUCAAUGUCCUGCACUGGACACUUGUAGUGCCUUUGAUGUUGGAUAUAUUAUAGAAAUUAAGAUGAACCUUUCCUUUCCUUGACAUUUCAACAUUUUUGAAGCAAUGUUAUUGAAGUAUAUAAAUGGUGGAUGUCACCAUGAGCAAAGAGAUUAUUUUAUUAAUCAGCAAGUCACUCCCAGUAUGAAGUAUGUAAUACAAAUCACCAACUGUAGGAAAGCGGUAGUUUAUGUUAAGGCCACUGAUAACCAUGUGGAGUAAUUAUGGUUGAUAGAGUGGAGCAAUGCCAUUAGAUGGCAUAGUUAUGGAUAAAGUAGGAUGUCAAUGCUGAAUCAUAUUUAGAAUGAAAACUCUAGCGCAUCCAUAUUUGGGUGUAAAUGCUUGCUGCUGUGGGUUGUGAGAUAAAUCUGAGUAAAGGGAGUUGAAUUUCUAGUUUUAGAUUUAUUUUAAUUUAUGCUCAGUUUCAACACUAAAAAAUAUUUGAAAAUGUUUAAUCCUGAGAGUUAAAACUGUUUGGUUCUUUUUAUUUUCUCUAACUAGAAGGGAUUGUUUCAUUUCUGCUAGAUGGUUUCAUCUUCUCACAAUAUCCUGCAGCACAUUGUAGUGUUGUAUAAGAUCAUCAGCUUGAAAGAUUUGAUUUAUAUCUUUGAUUGAGAGCUAUUUCACUGAUAGUGUGAAAUUUCUAUAAGCUUUUGCUAUUAAGUUUUAAGUGCACAUUGUUUUUUGAGAAGGUUACUUUUGUCAAAUUUUUGAUUCAAUAAAUCAUUUUGUAAUCAAGUGAAAACUGA
Molecule: messenger RNA, 6906 nt
Organism: Micropterus salmoides (largemouth bass)
Lineage: Eukaryota; Metazoa; Chordata; Actinopteri; Centrarchiformes; Centrarchidae
Gene: cobl
Product: cordon-bleu WH2 repeat protein
Exons: 20
Coding region: 335-5131 (1598 amino acids)
Biological process (GO): actin filament network formation; actin filament polymerization
Cellular component (GO): ruffle; dendritic growth cone; terminal web
Molecular function (GO): actin monomer binding
Source: RefSeq, a predicted model, not a curated record